UGCUACGUUGUCACCCCAAAGCGGUGAGCUGCAUCUUCCCGAUGUUGCACCCACUUCAUCAUCAAAACAAAACAAAAGACACGUCCUCGACUCUUGAGUAAUUCCACCAGCAGCUUAUCAAUUCAAUGGUAUUUAAUACUAUCCAGAUAUCGACUGGCAGCAGUACUUUACCAUGCUCUCGUGGUUUGCGAUCGAAGUGUGGACAAAGUAUGCUGUCGCCACUACUAUUAUGAUCCUCCGGUUCGUCACGCGAUGGAAGAUGGUAGGAUGGCGGAAAUUCGAUGGGACGGACCUGUGGUGUGUUAUUUCUACUGCGCUAUACACGACUGUAUCGACAUGCGACUAUCUUUUAAGCACGCCAAAAUACCCAACCAUUAUCGGGUUGAAUGCAGAGACUGCUAUGCAGGUUCCUGACGAGGACAUCCCUCUCCUGGAGAGAGGCUCCAAGAUUGCCCAUUUCUCCUGGACCAUGUAUAUAUGCAUGAUCUUCUCGUUCAAGGGCGUCAUGUUGUUCUUCUUGAAGAAAGUCGGAUCGGGCAUCUGGGAGGUACAAAUCUUCUACGCGACUAUAUUCACCGUGUGUGCCUGGAUAGCCUCAGUCUUGACCCACCUUUGCGCUUGCGUCCCUGUCGAGAGGGUCUGGCAGGUCAAGCCAUUUCCUGGACCGUAUUGCACCACUCGGCCACAGAACUACUACGUUGCAGGAGUCCUGAACAUGCUCACCGACUUCAUCAUCAUGAUCAUCCCGAUACCCAUGGUCUGGAGACUCCGGAUCAACAUCUUCCGCAAGAUCGCCCUGGGCCUCCUCUUCGGCUCCGGCAUCUUCAUCAUCAUCUGCACCAUCCUGCGCACCUACUACUCCCUCGGCGACGUCGGCGACAUCGCCGUCGCCCAGUCGUGGGCUGGCCGCGAGGGCCUGGUCUCCAUGAUCGUCGUCUCGGCCCCGGGCAUCUGGCCCCUGAUCCGCAAGUCGCGCUGGUUCGAUUCCACCUACCGCCGAUCGAACAGCAGCGACGACCACACGACGGGCGAGCCCUCCGCCCGGCGAUGGAAGAUCUCGGGGAGCGGGCGCGGACGACGUAGGCGAGAGACGGAUCUCGGGACCAUGGACCAUGAUGGGUAUUAUGAGCUGCCGGCGCGCAGCCCGGCGAUGCCUGGCGCCGAGCCGGUGAGUACCAGCGGAAGCCAGGAAUGUAUCGUUGGACCGCCGGCGGUCGGUGGCAAGGACGGGGUCAUGCCCAUUACUGUCACGACGGAAUAUUCGGUCGAACAUGAGGAAGCGACCUUAGCAGGGGGCCAGUCUCUGCACCCGUUUGCCAGGAUGAGAAGCUCAGACUGGGUAAACUAACUAACUGCAGACGGGCUUCACGCCCUCUCUCUCGCGCUGCCCUUGACGGUCGUGUGCAAGGCUUCUUGCAUGGUCGUUGUAUGAACAUCGAUGCAUAGAGUCGUGAGCAGCAGCACCCUGACGACUCCGUUGUGCUUCCUCAUUGGAGCCCACUAUCA
Phialemonium atrogriseum is the source of this 1506-nucleotide messenger RNA. RefSeq lists its product as uncharacterized. The coding region runs from base 173 to 1348 and encodes 391 amino acids. Lineage: Eukaryota; Fungi; Ascomycota; Sordariomycetes; Cephalothecales; Cephalothecaceae. The transcript has 6 exons. The record is from RefSeq and is a predicted model, not a curated record.